Mya arenaria is the source of this 1840-nucleotide messenger RNA. RefSeq lists its product as uncharacterized. Bases 587 to 1558 code for a protein of 323 amino acids. The record is from RefSeq and is a predicted model, not a curated record. Lineage: Eukaryota; Metazoa; Mollusca; Bivalvia; Myida; Myidae. The transcript has a single exon.
CGCAGGAGUUAACUUAAACAGCUUAAUUGUUAUCACAUAGUGUAUUAAAGAUUAUAGGGGAAAAUGUGGAAAAUGGAAGAAAAACAAAUCGGUAUGGUGCAAUGAGAUCAAUUUUAAACCAUGAGAAUUUAUUGAACUUUGGAACUAUCCGGUACGUAUAUCAAUCAGUAACGGCUAAACAUGGCAUCUACACUUCAGAUGAUUUUCAAUUAAGAUGCAAAUGAAAUUGGACUUAACCAUUCAGUGCUAUUUUACAAUAUUCUGAGAUAUCUGAAUAACGGAUAUUGUGGGUUUGAUACGUUUUAUGGUGUGAUUAAUUUUAAUAACCAAAUGUGAUGUGAAAGAAGGUUCAUGGUUAUUUAAUGCGUGAACAGUAAACUGAUUAGGCGAAAAGUAUGUAAUAGAAACAUAGUGUAUGGAUACAGAACUCAAUCAAGUCUUCAAAAGAGAAUAUUGUGUCAAUAACCGGUUAUAAACGUUAAAAAACAGCUGACAAAGAAAAUAUUUCAUCAAGGUUUUACUGUCGGUGGAACCCGAGUUAACAAGUUUUGCAGCUGUCCGCUGGAUAUAUUUAAAAUAUGCAAAUAUGAGCGGUUGUGCACACAGCAGCCUUUCUGGAGUCCUAGGCACAGCCCUUUCGCGGCUUCUGCAGGAGGCGGUUCCGGAAACCGACAUAGACACUCGCUCCCUACCGGAAACGCGCGUUAUAUUGGAGACUGAGCCGUCUAUUCUGCAACAGGCGCAACUCAGUGGCACUCGAGAUGUCGUCUGCAAAACUCCCGCCGAGUAUAAGGCAAACAAACUGAACAGAAACGAACAGAUUAAAUUGAAUAGUGUACAUUACCGAGUCACGAAAGAGCAAGAAUUAUGUAAAAGACGACUUUUGCAGAAUGAGAAAAUCAUGAGAGCCAAAAGUGCUAAAAUUUCCGAGCGCCUUCGGACUAUCGAAAAAUCGUCAUUUGAGGAUGAUCUACGUUCACAGUUAACAUAUAACAGACCGCUAAAUGGCGGUCAAACCCGAAGCAGGCGGCCACACUCCUACCCGGAAACAAGAUCUGAACUCACGGCCGCGAGAUCGACGCAAUGUCCGCUAUGUGAAAAGAUUCAAAACAUUAUUAUGAUGUAUGAAUGUGAAGGGAAACAUUCAGGAGUUCUUAACGGAGCCAGGGGGCACUCCGUAUGUAUGUUUUCGGACGAUCAGGCGAGAGCAUUUCUUGAAAUCCUAGAAAAGAACAUUGAGAAAGUACCACCACUGAAUCCGAAAUUACGCGCUAGUGGUUUACUUGAACGCUCUGAGCCACUUGAAGCUUGGAACGACACCCCAAAACCUAGGUUACGAACUCCUGUGGAUGUUACUAAAAGGAAUGUUAAUUUUCGGAUAAAUCAAUUUUGCGCAGAUUUGGAUGCGCGCAGGAAGGGGGGAGAGGGAAUUCCUCGGGAGGUGCAGGACGCCGUGGAGAGGGUCCGUCUACAGAACGCGAGCACGCGCAGGAAGACCGCGCCCAAACACUCCCCCAUUGUGCAAGAGGCUAUGAAGAUACUUCAGCUGCAGACAUAGGUUGAAGAGCCUCAUUUUGAAAGCGCAUUUGCAGUCUAACAUCGCGAUUGUUUCAACUGCAUGGAUAAUUUACCAAAUGGACCCUUUAAUGGUCAAUUACUUGGCUAUUUUUUUUAUCCAAUCGAGAUGUAUACAACAACGGCUAACAGUAAAAAUACAAUAGAUAUAAACAUUUUUAAUCCUAUAACUCGGUUUAGGAAAGAUAAGCAACCGGUCAUUAUAGUAUCAUAUAUAGACAUAUAGUGUUCUCAUAUGAUAAGCAUUAUUGUAUAUAAUUGUCGU